AUGGCUGACUAUAACUUGAACCGCAGACUCCCCCCCAUUCGGGCAUGUCUCUUUGACAUGGAUGGCCUUCUUAUCGACUCCGAGGACAUAUAUACAUUCGUGAUAAACCAGAUUUUACAUGAAUAUGGAAAACCCAAUCUACCUUGGUCUAUCAAGGCGCAGCUGCAGGGCCGUCCCCAGCCACAGUCUGGUCAAGUGUUUCAAAAAUGGGCCCAGCUACCCAUCUCGCAGGAAGAGUUACAGAAGAAAAUCGCUGCACUUCAACGGCCUCAGUUCCCAAAGACACAGCCGCUGCCCGGUGUUAUGCAGCUGAUUAGCAACCUAUCCCGCGCCGCAUCGAACUCUCCCCCUGUACACAUUGCACUGGCCACAUCCUCUACUACAACAAAUUUCAAACUCAAAACCUCCCACCUCUCGGGUCUAUUUUCCCAGUUCCCCCCAUCCAGGAUCAUCGUGGGAGAUGACCCCAGAAUAGCCCCCGGGCGAGGGAAACCACUGCCUGAUAUAUAUCUGCUGGCACUUAGCAUUAUCAACAAGGAAAUCCAGGCAAAGGGUGAACACCCAAUCACCCCAGCAGAAUGUCUCGUUUUCGAGGACUCCGUUCCUGGUGUAGAAGCUGGCCGGAGAGCCGGUAUGAGAGUUGUCUGGUGCCCUUACGAAGGGCUGCUUGAAGUAUACAAAACUCAGGUGCCGGAAGUCCUUGCUGGCCUGACAGGAGCACAUAAGGACCCCGAGGAUAACGGAAAUGAUACCUCUGCUGUCUCCAAUUCAGGCAAGCCAGGCAACCUGAAUGAUGGCUGGGGAGAAUUAGUACGCAGUUUGGAAAAUUUUCCGUACGAGAAAUAUGGAAUCAAGGUCACUUGA
Messenger RNA from Trichophyton verrucosum HKI 0517, 864 nucleotides. RefSeq lists its product as uncharacterized. Bases 1 to 864 code for a protein of 287 amino acids. Gene Ontology annotation, molecular function: phosphatase activity. The transcript is spliced from 2 exons. Lineage: Eukaryota; Fungi; Ascomycota; Eurotiomycetes; Onygenales; Arthrodermataceae. The record is from RefSeq and is a predicted model, not a curated record.